CUAGUCUGGACGUGACGUAUUCACUACGUCACGGUAGGCCGGCGUUUCUGGUUACCGCAGCGGCGUCAGAUGUUCAGAGCGAAAUUAAUUUGUCCAAAUCAGAGGAAACAGACGCGAAGCUAAACAGCUCUAAGAGAUUUAUUUAAUUUUUGAUCAUUCGUGGCUUUUCAUUAUCAGACCAGUCUAAAGGUACCUGAGGAUCAUGGACCAGAGGGAAGAAAAACCAAACCAACAGCACAGCAGUCCUGUUUAUGUUCACAACCCACACCUGGAUACUCUGAAAGAUGACAUCCUCUAUCACUUCAGUCUCGGGACUGGAAGCCAUAACCUACCAGCCAUGUUUGGUGACGUCAAAUUUGUGUGCGUUGGAGGAAGUCCCUGGCGGAUGAAGUCCUUCAUUGAGUUCAUUGCUGCUGAGCUUGCAAUUGAGGACCCUAAAUCCGAGUAUCCCAACAUCUGCGCUGGAACUGAUCGUUACGCCAUGUACAAAGUCGGGCCUGUGCUCUCUGUCAGCCAUGGGAUGGGCAUUCCAUCCAUUGCAAUAAUGCUGCAUGAACUCAUAAAGCUACUUCAUCAUGCACAUUGCACAGAUGUUACAAUCAUACGUAUAGGAACGUCAGGAGGAAUAGGACUUGAGCCUGGUACGGUUGUCGUUACCAAGCAGUCUGUGGAUGCCACCUUCCUGCCUAAGUUUGAGCAGGUGAUCCUGGGAAAGACAGUGGUACGCAGUACGGAUCUGGAUCAAAGUCUGGCCCAGGAGCUGCUGCAGUGCAGCAAAGAGCUCAACCAGUUUGAGACGGUCAUCGGUAACACCAUGUGCACACUGGAUUUUUAUGAAGGUCAAGCCCGCCUGGAUGGUGCUUUCUGCUCCUACACUGAGGCUGAUAAACAGGAGUACCUCAAUAAAGCUAAAGAAGCAGGAGUCUGCAACAUUGAGAUGGAAUCAUCCGUUUUUGCUGCUAUGUGCAAACUAAGUGGUCUGCGAGCGGCCGUUGUCUGUGUUACUCUGUUGGAUCGACUGAAGGGGGAUCAGCUGAGCAGCUCUCAUGAACUUCUUCAAAACUACCAGCUUCGUCCUCAGAUGCUGGUCGGCUCCUACAUUAAGAAGCAGAUGAAAGCCAAAGCAGAGCACAGCUGAAUGCAGGCGUUACACUGUGAGAGUAUUUGUACAGAUUAUCCUACAAAUUAUACAUGUUUGAGCACUGAAAAGACUGUGAAGUCGCUUUAAGCAGCUGAUCUUUACUCCAAACACCUAAUGGGUGUUUGGUGGAUGUCUUCACAUUUUAAAUUUUGACUUAAUUUAAUUCAUUGAUAACGGUUUGGUUGAUUUAAGCAUAAGCAUGCGCUGUUUCACUUUUUAUCCUUUUGCUUGGUUUAAAAUAUAAUUUAACUGAGCACUAAAGCCAUUGAUAUGCAGAUUUCUUUUAGAAAUAUUUGAUUCAAGGCACUUUUAUAUAUUUAAGUUCCCGAUCCUUAAAACUUGAACUUCACCUGUGCUUUAACAGAAAUUUUGCUGACAGUUUUGUGUCAAAGGGAUGGUACAAAUAUCAGGUGUUUUUUCUAUAUUAUUUUACUGUUGAUUUUAUCGGAACCCAAUUAUUGUGAAUCGAAUCCAGACUUUAUUGUGCAUGUCUGCUUAUGUCCUGUUAAAAAACAUGUGCACUGAUGUUAGUUUUUAUCAACCUAAAAUAGCAAAUAUCGGUGCUAGAAACUUUAUACAAUAUAUACAUUUCUAUAUAUUUACCAAAGUAAUUGUCUAUACAGCAUAGCAGUAUUUGUAUUUUGCUUAAUAUUGUAUAAUUUCACAUGAUACACCAAAUGCAGUGUGGAACAAUUCGUUCGUAAUUGUCUGGGAAAUUGUUUGUGGCCAAAACAAAUAAAGCCAUUUGCAGAUGAUGGAAAUUUUCUAAGUUCAGCAUUUCUCCUCUAUGUCAUUGAAAAAGGUGUUUCUUUCAAUAACAUGUUCCUGUUUGCAAAAUUUGCUGCCUGUAUUUAAA
Molecule: messenger RNA, 1997 nt
Organism: Cyprinodon tularosa
Lineage: Eukaryota; Metazoa; Chordata; Actinopteri; Cyprinodontiformes; Cyprinodontidae
Gene: upp1
Product: uridine phosphorylase 1
Exons: 8
Coding region: 203-1138 (311 amino acids)
Biological process (GO): uridine catabolic process; nucleotide catabolic process
Cellular component (GO): cytoplasm; cytosol
Molecular function (GO): uridine phosphorylase activity
Source: RefSeq, a predicted model, not a curated record